This is a messenger RNA of Tarenaya hassleriana, 2179 nucleotides long. RefSeq lists its product as uncharacterized. The record is from RefSeq and is a predicted model, not a curated record. The coding region runs from base 241 to 2154 and encodes 637 amino acids. Gene Ontology annotation, molecular function: protein binding. The transcript is spliced from 3 exons. Lineage: Eukaryota; Viridiplantae; Streptophyta; Magnoliopsida; Brassicales; Cleomaceae.
CCCCUAAAAAACCCUUUUUUCUGAAAUUUUAUCUGCAAUGUCCACCUGGAUCACAAAGAACCCUAUUUUCUUCUUUCUCUCUCUACUUCUUUUGUUAAAUUUCUCUCUCUACUUUUUGUUUAGAAUACUGUCAAAAACUGUCAGAAGAAGACAAAGAAACCCUAGCUAAAAGCCAAGAUCUUUACACAGAGAGAGCCAAUCAAACUAACAGUACUACUCUUGUUAGAGAGACAAGAGGAGAUGGUGAAGAAGAUGAUACUGAAGGCCCAUGUCGGAUUCAGACAUUGUUGUUUCUUCUGUGUACUGGAAGAAACAGACCCUUUUGUUCGAAAGGCAGGAAUCGAGAAGACUUUGAGGGAGAUGCACACAAAAGGCGACACAGAGCUUGCCCUGACACUCAGUUUCAUCUGGAGGUUCGCCAUGGCUGAGCCCGAAAACCCCGAGUUUCCGUCCCUCGGGAUCUUCGAGUGCAUGGCGAGGUUGAUCAAGAAAGGCGUCGAAGACGCGGCGUGGCUCGCGAGAGGACAGAACGUGUACGUUCCUUAUUAUGCAGCUCAUAUUAUCGGUUCUUACACUAUGAAGAAGUCACAGUUUGCGGUGAAAGCUGUAGAAUCCGGAGUUAUACCGCCAUUGAUUGAGCUUAUGAGAGGAAAGAUGAGUUGGGUCGAGCAAAGGGUCGCGGUUAGAGCGUUAGGUCACCUCGCAAGCUACUCGAAGACUUUCGAAACAGUGUCUGAAUACGAGGAAGAGGUGGUGAGGUUAGCUAUGGAGAUAGCUUCCAACUGUAUAGAUGUUGUGUAUAACGAGUUUGUAGGUGUUAAGGACAGAGAUCAAAGUGUGAAAUACCAUUGCGAUUUGCUUACGAGAGGACUCGGAGGGGUUGAGAUGGAGAACCGGAGAGCCGAGGAAUGGGCGAGCCAGCUUCAAUGCUGGUCACUUCACUUGCUCAAUUGCUUUGCUUGUAAAGAAAGAUCCAUCAAUGUUAUAUGCAACAAAAUCUUUCUGAAGAACUUGAGCAAAAUGUGGGGUGGAUUGGUGAAUCACACAUCUCCUGCAGGUGUUGGACUAAUCCGAAUCCUAUGUUACAGCAAACGAGGAAGAGGGCAUGUGUCUGAAUCAAGAGAAGUGGUACUAAGCCUCUGUAAUCUGUCUCGGUCUUCGGAUGAUUGGCAAUACAUGGGGAUUGAUUGCCUUUUGUUGCUUCUCAAAGACCAAGACACAAGGUACAAAGUUAUCGACAUCGCGGUAUUUUAUCUUAGAGACUUGAUUGAGCUUCAAGCCCUCAACGAUAGACCAGACCUAGGUGAUAGAAUCACUAGGGUUUUUCUUAUGAAUCACAACACAAAGAGAGUUUGUGCUUACAACAAUCAAAAGACCGAAAAGGCGCUGAAAGAGAUACGGAACACAAAAGUGGAGAGGACAAAGAAGGAGAGAGAGUUCAUGUCUGAAGAAAAGGUUGCAGAGAAAAGGGUUCUGGUCAGAUUGAUUCAGCAGCAAGCAGACAAGCUGUUUUCCAUGGGAGACAUGGAAGGGGCGAUUACAUGCUACAACAAAGCCAUCAACGCAUGCCCUUUGAAGCUUCGGAGAAAGAGAAUGUCUCUCUACAGCGGCAGAGGAGAGAUGCAACAUCAGAUUCCUGUUGACGAUCUGCAGCUUUCCACUUGCACCCGUUCCCUGUCGGAACCAGCCAACGCUCAUGGUAAAAGCCUCUGGACAAGGUCAAAGGCUUACGACAUGAAAGGGCUUGCAAGAGAGAGCUUGAUGGACUGCAUCAUGUUUGUCAAUGGCCGCUGCUGCAGCAAGAAUACCCAUAGCAAUAACAGUAACGGUUCGAAAAUUCCAUUCUAUGCAGCAGAAAUGAUCAGCAAACAGAUGAACGCCACAAGAUUAUUUGCAGAUUCAAAAUCAAGGGCACUUCAAGUGAAGCUUGAGGAAGUGAGACAGAUCAGUGACAAAGACAGUAACAGUGACAGUGACAGUAACAGCGAUCAAGAAUGGUAUAAAGAGAUGGUGACGAGGAUGAUAACCGAGAAGAAAAAGCACUUGACCGGUUUGUCAACGAUCAAUGAAGAACCAUGGAACCCAAAUGAAGGAAUCACGUCAAGAAUGAUGAUGCACAAGAAGAAACCUGCUCUCUUGGCAAGAUCCAUGUAACAUCAACUAUAUAUAUACGCACACA